AUGGACGAGUUCGAUGGGCUCUCGCUGAAGGGAGGGGCCCAGGCCGAUGGCAACACGCCACUCCUGAGCCCGAUUGAGCUUGCACCCGUCUCUGAAGACGACCGGCCCAGACGCCGACGUCGGCGCGAGUUCACAGACGGGCCGGAUACCCCACAGACACCGAAUCAGGAGCCAAGCCGUCCAUCGGUUUCCUGGUCAGUGCUGCCAGCCGAGGCAUGGCAGCAGAUCGCCGAUCUCUUGCCAGACCAGGAACUGGUUAGAAGCGCCAGCACGACAAGAUGUCUGGUUGAGAUCCUGGAGAGCACUGAACUCUGGGUCCGACGGGCCGACGCAGAAUUUGCUUCCCUUCCUUUUUCGGAGUUGGAGCGCGAAGAGAUGAAAAGGGAGGUGCGACUGGAAGGCCGCCAUGGCUAUGUCAGCCGCAGGGUGCUCUUCAAGGGCCUCCGGGUGGCGCUGCUCAUGGGAAAGACGGACAUGGGCCCUUUGGCCCACCUAGCCCGCUGGUGCGGUGCCAAAGUGCAGCAGAGUGGGCAGGGUGCAGACAUUCUUCUGGUAGGUCCUGGCGGCGGCAGCUGCGCAGCAUUCGCCACAGCCCGGCAUUCCCACAAGCUUUACCGGGGCGCCUGGUUGCGCGCCAGCUGCGUCGCGGGCCGGCAGCUUCCGAGACAUCGGAUUGGCUGUGCCUCCAUCGGUGCCUCCUUCAGUUCUUUCCGCUCCUGCAUUGCUGGCUGCCUGGGGAGCAGCAACGAGACUCCAGGGGCCUUCGGUUGCUAUGCACCUCGACUUAUGGAGGGCCUGCUACUGAGCACCAGCCGUUUGCGCACACGCUCCAAAGAGGCCGUGGUUAUGACAGCUCAGCUACUGGGUGCACAGUGCACGGAUGAGCUCACGAAAGCCCAUACUCAUCUCAUCGCUGGUGCCAGCCAGGGUGAAAAGUAUGAGUUCGCAAAGCAGCACCGGAUUCCGAUUGUUUCUGUGGCAUGGGUGGACAACACGCCACCCGGUUUGAGCAAACAGACGGCUCCGCCUUGGCAUGCCAAUGAAGGAGCGGUGUUUUCCGGUGAGCGGCUUCCGGAUGCCGUGGCCGUGCUGGAAACUGCAGUGCCAAGUUUCCUGGACAAGGUCCAAUGGCCUGGACUCCGCGUCGGUCACCUGAAAUCGGAUGCGCGAGGAUCCGUGGAUAUUGUCUUGAGUGACGAGCUUCUACUGAUGGCCGGUGCGCGGGCAGAGGCUGUUGCGGGAAAGAUGUCUGCGCUUGAUUGGAUCCAGCUAGACCGCAAGAUCGCGAGCUCACACCAGCAUAAAAUGGUGCAGUUCACGUCCGCAUGCGCUUGUGUCCUUGACAUUAACUUCACAGUAGGGAAGGCACACUUGGUGAAGUACGGCUGGUAUGUCGAUUCCCAGCUGAUGAUGGAGCAGUGCCUGUGGCUUUCUGGCGCAGGCACGGCUCUUGCUGGGAAGUUGGUGAAAGACAGGAUAUGGGGACAGUUGCAUGUGUGGAUCUUGGUGGAAGCUGUCGAAUGUUUGGCCAAGUGCGAUAGGCACAAGUGUUGCGAUCACAGACAGCACGGUCUCCCUUUGGAGCUGCAGGAGUUUCAGAAGCAGAUUUCUUUCUUCUCCGAGCUGGGCUACCGGUGCGUGGCCGCCGAGCUGCCCAUGACUGAGCACGGAUACUCUGUGGAUGCCAAUGAGCCGCAAGCCCUGAACCAGAAGCAUUGGGAUUCCCUUCCGCCUUCCGGCAAAAAGCACGAUCUCGAACCGGGAGCUGGAGCUGAGGGUGAGAAUCGCUCGCUCGUCUUGCUCGGACAUGAUUGGGGGGCAUGGCUCACGUACAUGGCCCAGAGGCAAGACCCCCACCUGUUCGAUGCCAUCGUGCCAAUGGACAUUGCUCCGGGCUAUGGCGAACUCCCGUUCUCCGUCAAGUGGCGCGUGGUCGCCUACCAGCAGUUUGCCCUAGCGUGCUUCCUGCUCGGGAAGCUGCCACUCAUGCAGGACUCGGCCAACAAGCUGCUGCGGCACUUCAUGAAGCAGCUUCGCUUCUCCAUGUGCCAUUCUGUUUACACAGUUCAUUUGAGUUCUCGGUUGUAG
Molecule: messenger RNA, 2088 nt
Organism: Symbiodinium sp. CCMP2592
Lineage: Eukaryota; Dinophyceae; Suessiales; Symbiodiniaceae
Source: the annotation of a GenBank genome assembly